UAGUUGAAUGUUUACAACCACUGACAGCUAACAGGACUUGACUUCGAACCGAACCUGAGUCUGUUGUUACCAAGACGACGGUGACGACAGCCUGCAGUUCAGGUGUAAUGCGUGCUCCUCUCCGGUGGGUGCUAUGGGAUGUGAAAGACACGCUGCUGAAAGUGCGUGCUUCUGUGGGAGAACAGUACUGCAAGGAGGCUGAACGACUGGGUUUGAGCCUUAGUCACAAGGAGGUCGACGCUGCUUUCCGCCAGGCGUAUCGACAUUAUUCCAGCAGAUACCCAAACUAUGGCAUCACUCAGGGCCUGGAUGGGCAGUCUUGGUGGAUGGGGGUGGUGCGGGGCACCUUCUCCCGGUGCAGGGUACAGGACCCAGCCCUGCUAAAUACAUUGGCUCACAACCUUUAUCAUAACUUCUCCAAUGCAGAGAACUGGGAGGUAUUUCCAGACUCAAAGAAGGCUCUGGAGAGUUGUUCUUCUCUAGGGCUGAAGCUGGGUGUGGUGUCUAACUUUGAUAGCCGCCUAGAAGCAAUCUUGCGUGUUUGUGGGCUGCUGUCUCACUUCAGCUUUCUAAUAACAUCAGAGGAAGCAGGUGUAGCCAAGCCUAACACAGCCAUCUUUUAUCAGGCACUGCAGAAGUGUGGUGUACCAGCUGCUAAUGUAGCUCAUAUUGGGGACCACUAUGUGAAUGAUUAUCUCACUUCUUGGUCUGUGGGUAUCCACGGGUUCCUUUUAGAUAGAAAGAACGAGCAUAACCAACAUGAUGUUCCCAAGGAGCAUCGGCUCAGCUCCCUGGUGGAGUUACCAUCACGGCUCCAGCAGCACAUGGACUGAUGCCAAACAGACAUAGGCAUGAAGUACAAAGCUACUCAGUCGACCUGUGGGUCAUGUAAGGAACUGACUGCUGGGAUGUUCCCACAUUCCCACGUCGCUCUUCACAUGUUAAACAGGUCAAAUGUUCAUAAAACAGAAAUGAAUCAUGA
Molecule: messenger RNA, 982 nt
Organism: Scomber scombrus (Atlantic mackerel)
Lineage: Eukaryota; Metazoa; Chordata; Actinopteri; Scombriformes; Scombridae
Gene: hdhd3
Product: haloacid dehalogenase-like hydrolase domain containing 3
Exons: 4
Coding region: 108-833 (241 amino acids)
Source: RefSeq, a predicted model, not a curated record